Molecule: messenger RNA, 952 nt
Organism: Chiroxiphia lanceolata (lance-tailed manakin)
Lineage: Eukaryota; Metazoa; Chordata; Aves; Passeriformes; Pipridae
Gene: FLT3LG
Product: fms related receptor tyrosine kinase 3 ligand
Exons: 7
Coding region: 61-765 (234 amino acids)
Biological process (GO): positive regulation of cell population proliferation
Cellular component (GO): membrane; cell surface
Molecular function (GO): receptor tyrosine kinase binding; cytokine activity
Source: RefSeq, a predicted model, not a curated record
GGGGGCCCUGUGGGGGGGGGGUCUCGGGUCCCGGCGCGCCCCCCCCAGCUCGGCACCGCCAUGGACUCACCCCCCGCCGGCUCCGCUCUGGUCCCGCUCCUGCUCCUUCUGGCCGUGCCCCCCCCCGGCAGCUGCUGCUCCUUCAGCUUUAACCCCGUCAGCAGCACCUUCGGCACCCACCUGAACAAGCUGACCCCCUGGCUGCUCCUCGACUACCCCGUGGCAAUGCCCAGCAACCUGGAGCCGGACAGCGGCUGCUCCCCGCUGUGGGGGCUGCACUUCGGGGCGGCGGCGCUGCGGCGCAUGCGGGGGGUGGCGGGGCAGGACUUGGCCCCCCUGCUCAGCACCCUCCUCGCCCACCUCAGCUUCGUGGCCGAGUGCCACAUCCAGGACCCCCAGGGCUGCGUCCGCCUGGAGACGGUGAACGUGUCGCGGCUGCUCGAGACCCUCGGGCGGGACCUGGGGCAGCUCCGGGGGAGACCCCCCCACUUCCCCGGCUGCUCCCGCCUGCGCUGCCGCCCCGGGACCGCCCCGGGACCCCCGAGGGACCCCCGAGGGACCCCCCCGCUGACCACCCCCGCCGUGCAGCUCGAGGGGGCCCUGGGGGCCAGGCAGGGCCCUCCCCCCCCCCGCGGCCACGGGCUGGUGCUGCUGGGGGGGCUCGGGGGGACCCUGGGCCUGGCGGCGGCAGCCUGGGUGCUGUGGAGGAGGCCCUGCGGCCAGCCCUCCCAGGGGCCCCCGAUGUCGGAGCAGGACGGGACCUGAGCGGCUGAGCAGGAGCUGGGGACAGACACAGGCUGGCCUGAGCCACUGGCGACCCAGGAGAGGGGGACCCCCCCAGUGCCCCCCAGGAAGCCCCGGGGGGGCUGCAACAGGACCUCGUGGAGCCACGGGGAGCAGGGCCCCACCCCGGCCCCCCGCGAGGCCCAUAAAGCUGCUGUUGAGCCCCUGA